AUGACUCAUGUUAAUUGCGCUAAAGGAUGUGGAAAGCACGAAGAGAUGAACAAUUGCGGAAGUCUCUGUGAGCCUAGCUGCUCAAAUCAAAAUCCUGAUUGUGGAUUUGGUCCUGGUGUUCCUCCGUCUUGCGGUCCGGGACCAAUGAGAAAAUGUCGGUGCCAAAGUGUUUUAUGUCUAGUGGGGGUGGGUGAGCUUGCAAGUGGUGCGAAAAUUUUCGGAGGUGCUAGUAUCGAUUCUCAGGCUGCUGGAGUCCAAGCUGGAUUAACAUUCCCCAAAAUUCCAGGAUUCAACAGUCCAAUAUUCGGCAUAAGUAUCCUCCCAACUGCAUCAUCAAACAAUACUUGGGACGUUUUCUCCAAUUUGUUCCCUCGAAUUUCAUCCAACGACAAUGACAGCGUUUCUUCAGACGGAAAUCGAAACGGCAACGUCACUAUUGGUCAAAAUCAACAAGGCACCACCACCCCUUCUUCAAACCAAAACGAAUCUACCACUACAUCUUCUUCAAACCAAAACCAAACUAGUACCACCCCUUCCUCAAAUCAAAACCAAACUACAACCACCUCUUCUCCAAACCAAAACCAAACUACUACCACCUCUUCAUCUAAUCAAGAAGAAACUACUACUACUACUACUACUACUACUACUACUACUACCACCCCUUCGUCUACUCAAAGCAGUACUACUACGCAAAGGAGCGUAUCAUCAUUCAUAAAACGAGCCUUGACAUCAAUGCUACCUAACAUAAACUCACUGGUACCAACCUUAAGAAACCUAACAGGCAACAUAACGCUUCCUUCAAUCCAAGGUCCACCUUCGCUAGAUUCUCUUCCGCAAAUUCCUGGACUGUCAGACGCGAUAGCAGAAGCCCGUGAACAUGUAAGAAUAGCUUUGAACGCAACCGGGGACUUUGUUGAUGGAAUAGAAACGGCUUUGCAGCAAGCUUUACAAAGCAAUAAUCCCACUGAAGCAGUCCGUACUUUGGUCAACACCAUUUUGAAUGCUUACUUGGUAGUCGCUUUAAAUUGCCCGAUGAUUGUCGUUGGAACUCGCGUGCUCAGAGAGGGAAUCAGGUUGGCUGGUGAGGUCGCCAGAUCCGCUCGCAAUGUUGUAUUUGGAGCGCCAUAA
Cotesia congregata is the source of this 1128-nucleotide messenger RNA. NCBI's taxonomy places the organism in Eukaryota, Metazoa, Arthropoda, Insecta, Hymenoptera, Braconidae. The record is from the annotation of a GenBank genome assembly.